GGGUGGUCCAGUCAACUCAAGCGUCGUGGCACAGACAUAAAUAACCACCGACACAACCCCGGUAGACUCACCCCGCAACCCACCAUGCCCAAAGUCACAGCCACAUACAAGUCCCACGGGUUCACCAACACCCCCCUACAGCUCACGCACGGCCAAGCCGCCUUGGCUGCAGGACAGAUGGAGCAGACCUUCUCAGGCGACAUGGACGGCUAUGGGGUGUCGCACUUCACGCUCCUCCCGCAGGACACGCACAAAUCCCUCUUCGAAGGCGUCCAAGUGUUUGACGGCGUCCUCCUCGGCCGUAAGGGCACCUUCGCGUCCACCGCCCGCGGGGUCAUCGUCGACGGCGUGGUGGAUACCAACAUGGUCAUCUAUGAGGGCAGCGGGACGGGCGAGCUGGCUGGUAUUCGCGGGAGCGGGUCCUCGCGGGUUACGUUUGGGCAGACUGAAGGGAUUCCCAUGUCGUUUGAGGUCGAGUUUCAGUAGUGCAGAGGUGUCAUGUGUUGAAUGUGUUUGAUGAUGCAGUCUAUG
Vanrija pseudolonga is the source of this 531-nucleotide messenger RNA. RefSeq lists its product as uncharacterized. The transcript has 2 exons. Lineage: Eukaryota; Fungi; Basidiomycota; Tremellomycetes; Trichosporonales; Trichosporonaceae. The record is from RefSeq and is a predicted model, not a curated record. The coding region runs from base 85 to 486 and encodes 133 amino acids.